AUGAUAUCUUCACCGCCUAAGUUUGAUAUUGCUACUCUACAAUCGCUGUCAGCGCUUGCUUCCUGCUCUGACGAUUCUACUUGCUAUCCUCGCUCCAUUGAUGAAUGCAAUGGGGGAGCACCUCACGGUAUCGGUGACCUAUAUGAAGUUCUUGAAGCCGUCAAUUCAAUUUCCAGAGUACACGAAUCAACUGACUCUGAAGCAAGCCUCGUGCUUGAUCUUGUAAGAGCCAAGCGUGAAGUUUUCCUGGCUCAGAAGGCGCUUGUAGAUUGCGUAAUACGGGAAAAUGAGGUGCUUGCGAGCCUGCUUAAAGUUCGUGCAGCAGCAGCCGAGAAGAAGAUAGAUGAGACAGAUAUCAGGCUGGGAUUUGGUCCCACGUCCCUCCCAAUCGUCCAUUAUGAGGACAAGGUCAAUCAAGUUCGCGUGUAUGCGAGACUUAGUAUGAUUGCCUCGAGUCGCAGAUUUUCUACUACAUAUAUAAGGAACAUUGUUGCUUCCUGCGUGAACUGUGGAGUCCUGUGGCUUGCUGUCAUGAAACCCCAAUCUGACGAGUCUGGAUGCAGAUCAGUUGGGAUUUCGGUCGCUCAUACGCUGCCAGAGAUGUCGGCGCUCAUCCCCUCCCAAUCUGCUGUGCAUCCAAAUGCAACCAACCAAGAUCUUACAGCGGGCAUUAAACAUCUCCAGUCAUCCAUUGAUGCCCGUUCAGAGGCUGUCUUUGUCCUCUUGGAGGAUAAAUUUGAUUGGGUCGCUGCCAUCAAAGCUUCUACAUAUGCGGAGAUGUGUGAGGGUUUACUGAGCGACAAGGCGGCAAUCCUGUUUUUGAUGCACUCCGAAAAAGGAUCAGCCGCGAAGGCUACGCUCCCUGUUGAAGCGGGUGCGAAUGCUGGGUCUAAAGUUGAGAAGUUCAUGGGAGAUAUGAAGGCACUACUUUUGGCACGGUUGCAAGAACCGGGCAGGAGCGUCGAGGAAAUGGAGAGAGGGGUUGAGAUUCUCCUGGAGCUGAAUGGGGCUGAAGACCCGAUAUGGACUUACUUCGAUAGCCAGCACAAGCACUUUAUGGACCGGAUGAGCGCUGCCUCGCUGGAGAGCAAAGUGUCGGAAGCCAUAAUUGCGCUAGCAGGCGGUCAUGAAGUGUGGCUGGCUAUCUGGGGCAUGGUGAAAAACAUCUCCAAGCUCUGCAUCAGUUUCCUCUCAGAAUUCUUUAUUCUUUCGGACACCUUAUCAAACUCCUCGACCCCCAACUCUCCCGAACAUUUCCCACCUCAUUCAAACUUGCUAACGACCGCUCAUUGGCUGGUCAAGAUCAUUAUUGAGAGGUUAACUCGGAGAAGGCGGUCUGGUGAAAGGACUAGUGGAGAGUGUGCGGUGGCAGUGAGAGACACCAACUACAUGUACGCACUCGAAGCAUUCAUGCCCAAUCCCUCCACCCCAUCCCCAGUGCUUUACCUCGCUCAUCUCAAAUCGUUCAUGCGCCACCUCGCAACAUCAGCAUUCAAAACCGCGGGUGGUAUCUCGACAGACAGUGGAUCGGGCGGGUUGCGGGUAGCGCAACAGAACGUUGUGCCACCAGCCUUCACAGCGAAGAUUAUCAAGGCAUUUUUGCAUGCAAUAUAUGCAGCUCUGGAUGGGCUGGUAGUGCUUGUCGCAGAGGAAGCACCCCCUGGGGAAGGAGGAGCUGAUCGACCUGCGCGACUCGUUCUGGCCCUGAUACUGUCAUACGUUAAGAAUACGAGGCUGCUCCUCGUGAUAUCUAAUUUCGGGGUAUCAGUUGAGGAUAAUAGAAAGGCACUAAUGAAAGCAGUGACUGCGCUGGGCAAGGCGCUCUCAGGCUGCCGCUGUCGCAAUAACCUUGCGAGAGGGAAAUCUGGACAAAAACAUGGAAGUACGGCCGCUUAUGCACAAGGCCUCGUCGAGAUCCAUGCACAAAUAAGCCGCGUCGCAGAGAAUCUUCUUGAGUGCGUGAUGUAUGCGCUUAUCGAGAACAUCGCCCAAGACACAUUACUCUCGUUCAAACAAGUCAAGCGGUUCGGCAUGGGCGGUAUGCUUCCGACACUUUCAGAGUUGUACCAUAAGAUCUCGCAGGCGUAUGCACGGCGGCCGGGAGAUGAGAAUUUACAGGGGAAUCUGGGCAGUUGGUAUUCCAAAUGCUGGAAGGCUCGCGCAUUGCUCGGUGCACAGCUUCCCCAAGCUGCAGCUGCAAGCAAAAGUGCAGCCCGUCACCCGCUCCCUUCUGCAUAUUGACUUAUCCAUGGUCCCUGACUUCCGAUGGGACGAGAUGACCCACGGAACAGCCGAGGCAUUCCUUAUCAUGGUUAAAGAUGUC
Suillus clintonianus is the source of this 2323-nucleotide messenger RNA. RefSeq lists its product as uncharacterized. The record is from RefSeq and is a predicted model, not a curated record. Gene Ontology annotation, cellular component: exocyst. The coding region runs from base 1 to 2241 and encodes 746 amino acids. Lineage: Eukaryota; Fungi; Basidiomycota; Agaricomycetes; Boletales; Suillaceae. The transcript is spliced from 18 exons. Gene Ontology annotation, biological process: exocytosis; Golgi to plasma membrane transport.